This is a messenger RNA of Amphimedon queenslandica, 853 nucleotides long. RefSeq lists its product as uncharacterized. NCBI's taxonomy places the organism in Eukaryota, Metazoa, Porifera, Demospongiae, Haplosclerida, Niphatidae. The record is from RefSeq and is a predicted model, not a curated record. The transcript has 3 exons. The coding region runs from base 107 to 772 and encodes 221 amino acids.
GGCGACACAAAAUGUAGUUGAUGAAGUUUCGUAUAAACGAAAUCACGAGUGCCUAGUGUUAGAAUAUAAGAAGAAAAAUGUCAACAAUACUGUCAUCACCAAGUUAAUGAAGCUUACCUAUGAUGCCCGUCGAGUAGAUAUUUCUUCAUGCCUCAUUCGGUUAACAGAAAUCCUUGAAAAAUACCCUUUCUUUGGAAGUAAAAUAUGGGUGUGCACUGAGUUUGAAAUGAUGGUUGGUGAGGGGAAAAUAGAUUUGAUGAAAACAAAUUGGGAAAAAUAUUUACCAAUCAUCAUGAGCACAACAGAUGAGUCGACAUCGCCAUCUUCGCCAGCUGUUCUUCAAAUUCUAGAUAAAAAUUUUCGUAGUGGACCAACAUACAAACAGCAAGGGAUAUUUCAAAUUUAUAAGAAUUCCACUGAUAUUGACACAGUAAUUGUCGACAGCAGCUUCCCUGAACCACGACUUGUUCUUUUUGAAGGAGACAGUAGUAGUACUAUCACACAAGGCUUUAUAGUAGCUGAAAAAAACGUAAUUUUUGAAAUCAUCAACUUCUCUGUUUUUGAAGGUCUUGUAUCACUCCUGGCUACAUAUUACAUAUUUCAUGUCAACUACCCCAAGUCCAUACCUGCAUCUUCCUUGCUGUAUUUCAUCCAAGAGCAUCUCCUGGAAUUUAAUGAUCCUGCAAGUAAGAAACCAGCCAGAUACAAGGCAUUUAUCAAUACUUUAAAGAAGGCAGCUGACCAGGAAAAAGAACAAUUGAUAGAACCAUAGAACCAUCAUGUAUCAUACCAUAGAUAUUAAAUGACAGGGAUUGGAAACGGAAGCGUGGGCGUAGCCCAAACUCCAUUCAUU